ACACCUUUCACACAGCUCUUCACUGUACACGCCUUUUUGCAGAAAGAAGAUUCCAUCAAGCAGGUUCCUCUAGUGUUUGUGCUGAUGUCACGCAAAAGGAAGAGAGACUACAAGGCAGUUUUUGAAAGACUGAAGCAGGUAGUACCAGACCUGCGUGUGCAAGCCUUCUGUCUGGACUUUGAGUCAGCAGCCUGGUCAGCCAUCAAGACCGUCUUUCCUACAGCCGAGAUAAAGGGAUGUUCAUUCCACUGGUGCCAAGCAGUCAUGCGGAAGGUUGCCAAGUUGGGGUUGAAGACCGCCUAUGACUCCAAGAAGAGCGUCCACCUCUUCAUCAGGAAGUUACUUGCUCUGCCAUACCUGCCAUCUGACCACAUCAGACCAGCUUUUACAGAGAUGCUUCAAACCACUGCAACAGCCUCACCACAGAUCAAGCAGCUGAUGACCUACCUUCAACGUACCUGGUUCAACAACACAGUCUGGACUGUUCAACAGUGGUCUGUCCAUCGGCUCUCAGUGAGGACAAACAAUGAUGUAGAAGGGUGGCAUAGGCGUUUCAAUGGCAAGGCUGCCCACAACCACCUCCAUUUCUAUAAGAUUGUGCCAGCCUUCCUACAAGAAGCAAAGACCGUGUCCAUCACACAGCAGCUUGUGAGUGAACAGCAACUCAGCCGAUAUCAACGAGACACAUACAAGCAGCUUCAAGGCCGUCUAACUUCACUGUGGGACCAGUACGAGGAAGACAGUAUCAGAACAUCAGACUUUCUCCGUUCCGUGGGCCAUCUGUAUGCACCCCCUGUUCCACAGCCAGAGACCCUCCCAGAGUCCGACUCUGAAGAUUCCGACAUCGAGUUAUAAGUGUUAAUUGUAGUGACUUGAGAACUUAUUGGUUGUGCUUAUUCUGUGUAUAGUGCUUUGUUAAAAUAGUAACUUUAAUGAGUUCAUGAAGUAAAUGAUCAUAAUAUAGUAUAUUUUGGUAUGUUUAGUGCUUUUGUUUCAGUUGUGACUUUUAUAACUGCAUGUUUAUGUUGUGACUUUUAUAACUGCACGUUUAUGUAUUUUAGUGCUUUAUGAUAUAGGUUAUAUGUGUGAAUGUGAAUAUAAAUGUUUGAAUAUUGGGUGAAAUGUGUAUGCAGUGGAAUA
Mytilus californianus (California mussel) is the source of this 1140-nucleotide messenger RNA. RefSeq lists its product as uncharacterized. The transcript has 4 exons. NCBI's taxonomy places the organism in Eukaryota, Metazoa, Mollusca, Bivalvia, Mytilida, Mytilidae. The coding region runs from base 85 to 855 and encodes 256 amino acids. The record is from RefSeq and is a predicted model, not a curated record.